Molecule: messenger RNA, 1265 nt
Organism: Mesocricetus auratus (golden hamster)
Lineage: Eukaryota; Metazoa; Chordata; Mammalia; Rodentia; Cricetidae
Gene: Prps1l1
Product: phosphoribosyl pyrophosphate synthetase 1 like 1
Exons: 2
Coding region: 159-1205 (348 amino acids)
Biological process (GO): ribonucleoside monophosphate biosynthetic process; 5-phosphoribose 1-diphosphate biosynthetic process; purine nucleotide biosynthetic process
Cellular component (GO): ribose phosphate diphosphokinase complex; cytoplasm
Molecular function (GO): magnesium ion binding; ATP binding; ribose phosphate diphosphokinase activity
Source: RefSeq, a predicted model, not a curated record
UCUCCGUUGGAUUUGUUUUUAAGAAAGAACAUGAAUGAAGAUUUGUGAACAGAAAGCAUUUGGCAUGCACUGUCAAUCACAAAGAACGUGAACGAAGAGAAAAGAAGAUUAGCACAACCGUUACGGAAAGGGCAGUAACGGCUUCAUAAUCACCUGCUAUGCAAUCGCCGGAAGCUGUUAGGGUCUGUGGUCCAAGUUCCAUUCCAAGGCGGCAGAGGGAAAAGCUGAAUCUAGGAUCUUUGGUUAAGAUGCCAAACAUCAAAAUCUUCAGUGGCAGCUCCCACCAGGACUUAUCCCAGAAGAUUACUGAGCGCCUGGGACUGGAGCUCGGCAAGGUGGUCACUAAGAAAUUCAGUAACCAGGAGACCUGCGUAGAAAUCGGUGAGAGUGUGCGCGGAGAGGAUGUCUACAUCGUUCAGAGCGGUUGUGGCGAAAUCAACGACAGUCUAAUGGAACUUCUGAUCAUGAUUAAUGCUUGCAAGAUCGCUUCCGCCAGCCGGGUGACUGCGGUCAUCCCGUGCUUCCCUUAUGCCCGUCAGGAUAAGAAGGAUAAGAGCCGGGCCCCCAUCUCUGCGAAGCUCGUAGCGAAUAUGCUGUCUAUAGCAGGUGCAGAUCAUAUCAUCACCAUGGACCUACACGCUUCCCAGAUUCAGGGCUUUUUCGACAUCCCAGUAGACAACUUGUAUGCAGAGCCAGCUGUCCUGAAGUGGAUCAGGGAGAAUAUUUCUGAAUGGAGGAACUGCACCGUUGUCUCUCCUGAUGCUGGCGGGGCCAAGAGGGUCACUUCCAUCGCCGACCAUCUGAAUGUGGAUUUUGCCCUGAUCCACAAGGAACGGAAGAAAGCCAAUGAGGUGGACCGCAUGGUGCUUGUGGGCGAUGUGAAGGACCGGGUGGCUAUCCUUGUGGAUGACAUGGCUGACACUUGUGGUACAAUCUGUCACGCGGCUGACAAGCUUCUCUCAGCGGGAGCCACCAGGGUUUAUGCCAUCCUGACUCACGGAAUCUUCUCCGGCCCAGCCAUUGCUCGCAUCAACGGUGGGGGCUUUGAGGCAGUAGUGGUCACUAACACCAUUCCUCAGGAGGACAAGAUGAAGCACUGCCCCAAAAUCCAGGUGAUUGACAUCUCCAUGAUUCUGGCAGAAGCCAUCCGAAGAACCCAUAACGGAGAGUCUGUUUCCUACCUGUUCAGUCAUGUCCCUUUGUGACGAACUGACGUGCAUUUUUUAAAUGCAGUAAGAUAAAAUGAAAAUAAACCCUGUUCAGCA